UGAACUUUUACAUUUCAAUAUUUCAUCUUAGGUUGAGUCAUUUCACUCUUCUAGUCUUAUUUAUCAAUCAAUUCUUUUCCUUUUAAAUUUGGGGUUCAUCGACCCAACGUUUAGAAGCCUGAUUCUCCGGUGAAAACAUAAAUGAAGCAGCACCUUGGAAUCCAAUCCAAUGUGUCAAAUCUAAGCACAAACUUUCCAACUGCGUAGCAGUAUCAGCCCGCCACAAAUUAACGUGAUUUCUUUCGUGUAUUGGAUCUCUGUCAUUUUCAAGCACCCAUUGUUUCAGCUGAGUCUCACAGAGUGGUAGCAGUAGCACCAAAAUGGGCAUGGAAGAGGAGGAGAAGAACAACAACAACAUAGACGAAGGUGCUUCACUUCCAUCAGGACCAGACGCAAAGAAGAGAAGAGUCACCUACUUCUACGAACCAUCAAUCGGUGAUUACUACUACGGCCAAGGCCACCCGAUGAAACCCCACCGUAUGCGUAUGGCCCACAAUCUCAUCGUCUAUUACUCCCUCCACCGCCGCAUGGAGAUCAACCGCCCCUUCCCCGCCGGCCCUGAUGACAUCCGCCGCUUCCACUCCGACGACUACGUUGACUUCCUUGCCUCUGUCACCCCUGAGACCCUCUCUGAGCCAAUCUUCGCCCGCCAGCUCAAGCGCUUCAAUGUUGGUGAUGACUGUCCUAUCUUUGAUGGUCUGUUUAAUUACUGCCAGGCCUCCGCUGGUGGCUCCCUCGGCGCCGCCGUCAAGCUCAACCGCGGUGAAGCUGACAUUGCUAUUAAUUGGGCUGGGGGCAUGCACCAUGCUAAGAAGUGUGAAGCUUCUGGCUUCUGUUACGUUAAUGACAUUGUUCUUGGUAUCCUCGAGCUUCUCAAAGUUCACAGGCGUGUGCUGUACAUUGACAUUGAUGUUCACCAUGGUGAUGGUGUCGAGGAGGCCUUUUACACAACUGAUAGAGUGAUGACAGUAUCUUUCCACAAGUUUGGGGACUUUUUCCCUGGCACUGGACACAUUAAAGACAUUGGAGUGGGCUCAGGAAAGCAUUAUGCUAUCAAUUGCCCAUUAAAUGAUGGAAUGGAUGAUGAAAGUUUUCGUGGUCUGUUUCGAACCAUCAUUCAAAAAGUCAUGGAGGUUUACCAACCAGAAGCAGUUGUUCUUCAAUGUGGAGCUGAUUCAUUGUCUGGUGAUAGGUUGGGUUUCUUCAACUUGUCAGUGAAAGGGCAUGCAGAUUGUCUUCGUUUCGUUAGAUCUUUCAAUGUUCCUCUCAUGGUCGUGGGUGGUGGAGGAUAUACAAUUCGGAAUGUCGCUCGCUGUUGGUGUUAUGAGGUCACUUUCUUUCUCUUCUUGGGCAGGAUUAAAUGUGAUUUGGUACUCCUACUUUUAAUGUUUCUUAUAUAGUCACAUGCUAUUUCUUUGUUUAGA
Lotus japonicus is the source of this 1424-nucleotide messenger RNA. Its product is annotated as histone deacetylase 6-like. The record is from RefSeq and is a predicted model, not a curated record. Lineage: Eukaryota; Viridiplantae; Streptophyta; Magnoliopsida; Fabales; Fabaceae. Bases 321 to 1400 code for a protein of 359 amino acids. Gene Ontology annotation, molecular function: histone deacetylase activity. The transcript is spliced from 2 exons.